Messenger RNA from Xyrauchen texanus (razorback sucker), 3146 nucleotides. RefSeq names its product E3 ubiquitin-protein ligase PPP1R11-like. The transcript is spliced from 3 exons. Gene Ontology annotation, cellular component: nucleus. Gene Ontology annotation, molecular function: protein phosphatase 1 binding; protein serine/threonine phosphatase inhibitor activity. Lineage: Eukaryota; Metazoa; Chordata; Actinopteri; Cypriniformes; Catostomidae. The coding region runs from base 302 to 670 and encodes 122 amino acids. The record is from RefSeq and is a predicted model, not a curated record.
GCGUGCUCGAUACGUGCGUCGAAGAUUCAGUGUCAUACGAAACAUCAUUAAUAAAGUGUAAGUAGGCCGCCUAUAAGGUUUCGAAACGCAACCGAUAUUAAGUAAGAGGUCCGUCCGUAAAUAGAUCCGUCCGAAAUACUUUCAUCUUAGAUUCAUACAGACUGUACCUCGACAUUUUGACGCAAGCCGACAGGGAAGCGAAGUCUCGUUUUUUAAUAUAAUCUACAUUUAGACCAAACUGUCGUCGAUCUAAAGCGACCGUGCGCCGCUUGAGAGGUUGUAUUCGGGUUUGAUCGGUGCGAUGUCGGAGGUUUCAGGUACAACGAGUGAGACAAUAACGGAGACCGUUCAGACUGGCACACCGCCGCCUCCCCAGCAGGAGGGCAGAAGCCUGACCAUCAAGCUCAGGAAAAGAAAGACCGAGAAGAAAGUGGAGUGGUCCAGUGACACAGUGGACAAUGAACAUCUGGGCAGGAGGUCUUCAAAGUGUUGCUGUGUUUACGAGAAGCCUCGACAGUUUGGUGAGUCCUCCUCGGAAAGUGAAGGAGAUGACGAGGAAGGCUGUGGAAGUGCACAUUGCAUUCUUGGACAUGGAAGAGGAGGCCAUGGACAGAGAGAGAGUGGGGGGAGCACGGUGCCCCCCAGCUCUGGGGGAACUAACCCUCACUAAUCGUUUAUGAGGAUGGGAGAGUUUAUUUGGAGGGUAAUGGUCAGAGUGGGCACUACAUUCAUAAUCCUUCAUCCUCACUCACACUGAAUUACAUUACACCAUCAUUGGGUGUCAAAAGCUUUUCAAUGAAUGAAAGCUUGUAGAGAAAUGUGAUUAGUUUUCUCUGCAGUCUUUAAUAUGAUGACUAUGGGAAGAUGUUUUAUUUUAUUUUGCAAUUUGACUGCUGCAGAAGAUGUGAAUUUGUUGUACAUAGACAUUGGUUUUAUUUCUUUUUGUAAACUCAGUAUAUUUAUUUGUUUGUCUUGAACAAUCUUACCAGUUCUGUGUCCACGAACAAAGGCCUCUUUUAUGAUGCCAGAUUGAAUUCAUUAAACCUAGCAGAACGUAGAGGAAUGUUCAGGGUUCAAUACAAGUUGAGCUCAAUUGACAGCAUGUGUGGCAUAAUAUUGAUUACCACAGAAUAAAUUAGACCCUUAAACUUUGUUUAAAAAAAGAAGCAAAAAUUGUGCUUACAGUGAGGCACUUACAAUGGAAGUGAAUGGGGCCAGUCCAUAAAUAAAAAAAAUGCACAUUGUUUCAAAAGUAUAGCCACAAGACAUAAACAUAAUGCAAGGUAACAUGAUUUUAGUGUGAGAAAGUACCAGGAUCACAGGGUUUACCAAAGUUACAUCGUCAUGAAAACAAAGUUGUAAUAUGAGUUAUAACUUACACAGAAAAUGUUAGGAAGUGGUUUUAUCACACUAAAAUCAUGUUAACACACCUAUUGUUUACGUCUUUUGAAAUAAUGAGUAUUUUAAUGUUUAUGGAUUGGCCCCUUUUACUUCCAUUGUAAGUGCCUCACUGUAACCCAGAUUUGUGCUUUUAUUAAAUAAAGCGAGGAACGAUUCAAAAUGAUUAUUUUCAUGUCUUUCAACAUUAUGCCACUAAUGCUGCUGAUGGAGCUUGUAUUGAAUGCUUAUACCUUGUUAAAUCUAAACUUCAAAAUCAAAUCGCAGUUCAACAAAAUGCAGUAUAAACAGUAAUUUACCUCGCUGUCACAAUUCUAGCAACAGUAAUGCUUUAUAUCACUACAUCACUUGGGAAAAUUCAAAUGUAACUAUGUAUUGUUUGCUAUAGUGAAUACUUAAGGUGAAAAUGAAAAGAAAAUAUAUAUAUAUAUGAGUUGAGAUUACUCAGAUCCCUUUGAAUAUUUUUAUACGGCACAUUAAAUCAUCUCCAUAAGUCAUCACUAUGUUUGGAAUUCAAUACUGCACAGUAUACACUGUACUGCUAAUAGUUGUUUUUUUUUAAAUAGCAAGUGAAAAAAAAACCCACUUUAAACAAAAGUAUGCUACGCUGUUGUCCCAUGACCUCCAAUUAUCUUCUUGGACAUAAUAUUUGUAUUUUCCAUAUUUAAUUUUAUUUUGUGUAAAAAUAUCUUGACCUUUUGCCAGUCAGAGCGAUGUGGAAUACAGCGUGCUUUGUUGUAUACGGCGCGCUUUGGCGAAUGAAAACUGUGAACAGGAUAUACAGUUUGUACCUGCAGAGAUAGCAAGAGUAGUAAGUUAGCAUGCUAUUCUGCUAUGCCAGUGAGACUGACUUCCCUUAGACAAUCAGACAAAUAUCUUACAAUUAAUAAAAGACUCAGUAUGUACAUAGAAAAACAUUGAUGUUUAAAAUGUUACCAUCUGUCAGUUGUGGAGGGACACAUCUCAAGAGCACUAAAAAACAUCUGUAGUUCUAUAUUCUCCAUGUCUGAAUGUUUCAGAACACCAUCUUGAUCGAUGGAUCAGAAGUGAGCAAAAUACUACAAGUAAACAGCGAGUUGUAAUGUGUUUGAAAAAUGAAAAGAUCAAAGUCCCUAUGCAAGUAUGUCUCACGAUAGACAGGGGCAGAAAUGAAAAUAAACCACAGGUUUAAUCUUAAUGUAUAUAAAUGGUUGGAAUAGGCAUACACGUAUUUGGACACUUCAUUACAGCUGAAAAUGGGAAAGGUGCAUGCUAUCAGGAGCAUGAUAUGAUGUGAGAUUUAAAGUGUAAACGGACAAUACGUGGUGGACCGUGUUGUAUAAAGAUCACAGGAAAGUGCAUGGCCGAAUGCUAGCCAAGACCAAAAUUCUCUUAUUUCCUUUGUGGUCCCACAUAUUUAAUGUCAGUUUACAGUUCAUUCCCACAUUGAACUGUAUUUCAGCAUUCACAUCUGUUAUUAAAUGCAUCUGUAUGUACAUACAGCAAAGGUCAUAGAGCGGAUUUAACAUGAACAGAUGUUAAAUAAUAUUGUUUAUAUCUAUUAAAUGCUUCAACAAUGGCAACCUAACUUUGUGUCUGUUCUGAUUGAUUCUAAUCCUGUUUAUGUUUUAUACUAAUGUAAUGUCCAUUUAUUUAGUGAUUCUAUUUAUACAUUAUUCAGCAGCUUUGUCAUAAACAUUUAAAACCACCUAUGUGUAAUGUCAGAAGAUAAUAAAAAUAUAUUGGAUUUACGGCGUAUGUUGGAGCCG